AUUCAUUCAGGAUUGUGGCAGACUGGCUGACCAAGCAUGAUCGAUCUAACUACGCUUCUCUGGGUGUGGCCAAUGAUUGUCUUGCUGCCUUCUACUACCGCACCUGUCUCGAUGGAACCAUGGACAGCGAAAAUGGAGACGAAAUGAACGAGGUGGAUGAGAUGGAGGACGAGAUGGAGGGCGAGAUGGAGAUGGAUCUUGGAGGCGAGGCUUACGGUGGUCUGGGUCUUGGCCAGUGGCUAGACUCUGGCGAGUCGGAGGGCUCGAGCCCUGAAUCGGUCGCGAGUGCAGACCGUCCGAUUCCGUCUAUCGAAGUUGAAGAUCCAUGAGUAGAGCCAAGGAAGUUCGGGGCUCAAAAGCGCCGUGGCCUGCUUUAUCUGCUUGUCCGAUUUCUUGAUCCACCAGUAAGGUGCCCCUGCAUUUCGUUCGGCUGCCGCAUUGCAUCUCAACAGUUUCGACUGCCGGGCAUGUUGUCGAUUCGAUUUGUGAACGGCAACCCGAGUGUCUGUGAUUCAUUCGUCUGAAAUGCGUGGUGUUUCCAACGACAUGUCGGACAAUCGCCGAUGGGACUGGUAAAAGGGUCUUACCGCCUCACUCAAGAGAUGCGCAUAUCGGCAGGGUACCAUAGAGAAUUCGAAAACCACCAUAAUAUUGGGGCGAGCCAUACUCCAGUUGUUUGGAAAGUGAGG
This is a messenger RNA of Cryphonectria parasitica EP155, 689 nucleotides long. RefSeq lists its product as uncharacterized. The record is from RefSeq and is a predicted model, not a curated record. NCBI's taxonomy places the organism in Eukaryota, Fungi, Ascomycota, Sordariomycetes, Diaporthales, Cryphonectriaceae. The transcript has a single exon. The coding region runs from base 120 to 329 and encodes 69 amino acids.